Mycena indigotica is the source of this 1740-nucleotide messenger RNA. Its product is annotated as Amino acid transporter. The record is from RefSeq and is a predicted model, not a curated record. The coding region runs from base 1 to 1740 and encodes 579 amino acids. NCBI's taxonomy places the organism in Eukaryota, Fungi, Basidiomycota, Agaricomycetes, Agaricales, Mycenaceae. Gene Ontology annotation, molecular function: transmembrane transporter activity. Gene Ontology annotation, biological process: amino acid transport; transmembrane transport. Gene Ontology annotation, cellular component: membrane. The transcript is spliced from 14 exons.
AUGCCCAUAUUAGCGGCUCCUAACGAACCUUCCCAGGACACCUAUGCUGCCGCAGAUCUACAGAAGCUUGGCUAUAAGCAAGAGAUGACACGGGCACGUAUAUCAGUCGUGGGCUCUUCCACAUGUUGUUCAGUGAGCCACUCGUCUCCUAUUUCAACCGCACAGGCGAGUUACGAUGGCACAGUGACGCUUGCAAUAAUGGCCGUUCCCUAUGGGUUAGCCGCUCCAAUCGCUACCUCUCUUAUCGGGGGUGGCCCCGCCACCAUUAUCUGGGGUUGGGUGCUCGUAUCCGCACUUACGCUCCCACUUGCUUUCUCUCUUGGCGAAAUUUGCGCCAAAUAUCCAACUUCUGCUGGUGCAUACUAUUGGUGUUUCCGCCUUGCGCCACCUAAUCAUCGACUGCUCGUCUCCUGGAUCAAUGGAUGGCUGACCAUGGUCGGAGUUUGGACGAUCAGCUUAUCUGUAACUUUUGGUACAGCCCAGCUUAUCGUCGCUGGCGCAGGUAUAUACGUCCCAAACUGGGAGGUCAAGCCAUGGCAAACAUACCUCAUAUUCUUGGCUGUAACCGGUGUCGCUGUCCUUUUUUGUGUUUUCUUCAACUCCAUCCUCCCAAAAAUUGAUGUUAUCUCUGCGUAUUGGACUCUUAUCGGGGUUAUCGUUAUCCUUGUUGCAACCUCGGUCAAAGCAGAAGCUGGGCGCCAUCCUGCAGCAUUUGCUCUUGGCCAUUUCGACCCAUCGCCCUCCGGGAUGGACAGCGGGUUGGGGUUUUUUCAUUGGACUCCUUCCGGUUUGUUUAAAGUCAAAUCACCAGUUGACUGCGUUAUUGAAUGCAAGACGUUGGAAGCUUACACUUUUUCUGCUAUCGGAAUGAUUGCCAGUAUGGCCGAAGAAGUCCACGACCCGUCGCGUGAUCUCCCAAGGGCCAUUACUUGGUCAAUCCCGAUUGGGUUUCUUACUGGUGUAGUUUUUCUGGUACCGCUUCUGUUCACCCUUCCAGAUAUAUCGAUACUACUCUCUGGCAAGUCACCCUCACUUGCUGUUGAUUUUCGGCUCAGUCCUGUAGUUGCAAGCGGACAGCCUAUAGGCGUCAUGUUUGAGCUCAUAAUGGGCUCAAAAGGGGGCGGGUUCGGCCUUGUGUGUUGUGGUUCAUCAUAUUUGGCAUUGGCAUAUUCUGCGCAAUAUCCAUCUCGUGUGCCGCCUCUCGCUCGACGUGGGCGUUUGCGCCGUGAUGGAGCAAUACCAUUCCCAUUGAUAUUUGCACGUGUCAACAGCCGUCUGGGGGGAGGGGGUGGUGUCCCGCUAAAUGCUAUCCUACUCUCUACGACGAUCCAGCUCCUCCUCGGGCUGAUCUAUUUAGGCUCCAGCGCAGCCUUCAAUGCCUUUGUCGGUGUUGCUGUUAUGUGUUUAGGUGCCAGCUACGCUAUGCCCGUGGCUAUCUCUCUGUAUUCCGGCAGAAAAGAAGUACAAGACUCGCCCUUCGGGCUAGGGAAAAAAAUGGGGACAGUGCUUAACGCGAUUGCCGUCCUGUGGGCGGCCUUCGAGAUCGUGUUGUUCUCGAUGCCGGCGGUGGUGCCGGUUACCCGUGUCACAAUGAAUUAUGCCUCUGUUGUCUUCGUCGGGUUUGGCUUUAUCAGUGCUGUUUGGUAUAUAUUCGGUGGUCGGCAUCAUUAUAAGGGACCGCCUUUACCAGCCGAGGAGGCUCAAGCGGAUUCGCCAAGCCAUUCGACCAAGAUGGAUUAG